AUGAGAUUGAAUUUUGGCAGGGUUUCUUUUGGGACCGGGAGGCCCCUCACUGACUUAGGGACAAGGAGCAGCCCAAGGGGCGGGAGCUGGGCGGGACCGGGAGCGGAGCGGCCGGUGACUACAACCUUAGGGGUAAGCGACCGGCUGGGCCGAGCGGAGCGGCCGGUGACUACAAGCUUAGGGGUAAGCGACCGGCCUAGACCCUGGCGGGGUGCGAACCGGAGGACUGGGGGCAACCGGAGCGGAGCGGCCGGGGUUGGUACAAGCUUAGGGGUAAGCAGCCGACCCAAGGGGAUAAAGAACAGUCCGGAAGGGGCGAGAGCUGGGCGGACCGGGAGCGGCCGGGGCGACUACAAGCUUAGGGGUAAGCGACCGGCCUGGACCGGGGCGGGGUGCGAACCGGAGGAGCGGCCGGGGCGACUACAAGCUUAG
This is a messenger RNA of Klebsormidium nitens, 432 nucleotides long. NCBI's taxonomy places the organism in Eukaryota, Viridiplantae, Streptophyta, Klebsormidiophyceae, Klebsormidiales, Klebsormidiaceae. The record is from the annotation of a GenBank genome assembly.